Amyelois transitella is the source of this 4440-nucleotide messenger RNA. RefSeq lists its product as uncharacterized. The record is from RefSeq and is a predicted model, not a curated record. The transcript is spliced from 3 exons. The coding region runs from base 627 to 1868 and encodes 413 amino acids. NCBI's taxonomy places the organism in Eukaryota, Metazoa, Arthropoda, Insecta, Lepidoptera, Pyralidae.
AUUAUUUCAAUGUCAUUAAUAAUUACUCUUAGGUAUUGCACACAGAUGUUUAAUUAAUACGAAGAGAACAUCAACAGACACAUUGAUAUUUUGCCAGUCGAUUGCCCAGCUGCCCGAAUUGGUAUUGGAUUACAUUUAUCCGCUACCUAAAAUAUAGUUUACAUGUCAUUUAACAAGGAGCAGGUUACUUUUAUUGAGAAAUACCGACGAUUUUCCGCUACAAUUAAGUACAAAGCUGAAACAUCUCUGUGAGGAGGCAGCCUUUGUAGUUGAUGGGCUCUUGAUGUUAUUGUUAUUGUCGUAUGAUGUGAUGAAGCAUAGAAGCCGGCGUCUAAGUCAUAACCUCAAAGCGUGGAGCCGAGGAACCGUCGGCGCUAGGGGAGCGCGAGCCGCUCAAUGUUGUCGCGCCUGCGCCGACCCUACUUCCACAGACACGAACCCGACAACGCUGCACAAAGCACGAGAAGCCGGAAUGUCCCACACCGACUCUCCUCAAUAUUAAUGAGCCGCGACCACGAGACGGAACUUUUUUUUUCUGUGUCCAAAAGUGAACAAAACGAGCAUGUGAUAGAACCAAUUAAGUGACCACAAUAGUGAUAUUUUCGUGAUAAUAAGAAACGACUAAAAUGUACAAGACGGUGAGACACGGAGAGAACAGUCUCCAGUACACCAUUCUUCCACAAACGGAGGAGGUGUUAAACAAUAGUGGUCUCAAAGGAAAAGGUCGGGACUACAGUCCAUCUAUUCAUGUACGACGCUCACGAAGGAGAUCAACAGUCAAAUAUGUUUUACUCGUCAUUUUUGGGAUGAUAGUUGCUCUCGCACUGGCUGCUGUACCACUUUAUGUCAUGAAUGGAGCUUUAUAUGCUCGCCGGAAUCAACAAGAGAAACAUGAAGUUAUUACGUCUCCUCCGCUUGCGCCUACAGGCCGGGAGAUAGCAAAAUCGAGGAAAAAGGAAUUAAAGAUUUCACCCGCAGUAUUAUCGACAUUGCAGUUAAAAACUGAAUCAAGCACAACUACAACGUCGACGACGACAAGACCUUCAGUCUCUUCUGUGACUAGUGACAGAGCAACUCCAGCGUGGACAAUGCCUGCGUUAAGGUCUUGGAAGAGUUUAAUUCCAUCGACCAGUAUAAAACCUCUUCCGACAGAAGCGGAUGAAUUGACGACUCGCACGGUCCUACCGACUAGUACCGUUCGUUUGCUUGAUCGUUACAUGUCGAUGAAACCUUGGGAGAAAGACAUAAUAAUAAGAGCUACUAUCACUCCAGAGCCUAUAACAUUUAGCAACGUGUUCAAAUACUAUUCCCGUUCGUAUAUACCUCCUGAAAAGGGCACAAAAAGUAGUAAGCUGUUUGAUGACGUUCUGAUCACUACGAAAGGAACUACAACAAGGACUCCAGUAACGACUGAAUUUACAACUAGUGAAAGAUCGAAAUUAAGUGAUUUGAAGGAUACGAUUCUGUCCGUGGACGAUGACGAAGAAUUUAAGGAAUCUUUAGAAGUUGACGAAGUGUUCUCGUUGCCACCUUCUAAACCGGAGUCUGCUGUGGCAGGUUCUGAUUCUGACGAGGUGACAGUGUCCAAAACCGGUGACGGUUGGUAUGGAGCGAGGUGGCCAUUUGUAGACACAUCGUCGUACUUCCAGUGGUCGGGUUAUUCCCCGGGCGAUAACUUGUUGCUGCCAUUGCUAGUGGCUGCGUUGUCUUCUAUUGUGUUGGUGCUGCUCCUCGCUUUGGCAGUGCGACGACGCAGGCGGACCCUUGCUGGGUCUGCGCAGCUUGGGCUGACCUCCGAGCCGCAGACCGAGGACAACACCAAUUUACUAACGGCCGAGAACCCUGAUGCUGAAGACGCCGAAGAGUGAACCUCACGAGCCACGCUUCUAGCUUGUUCCAUAACAUGAACGCCUUAUGUGCGCCUGGAGGCACGAAACCAUUUCUUAUUGCUAUUAUUUUUUGUAGAUUUGGGUAUAAUGUACAAAAAAAACAAUGGCCGACUAAUCCCUUGGAAAAUAAGUAAUCUUAUAACUAGAGAUGAACAGGGAAUUGCAUAAUAAAUGCCGGGUCAUUUGGUAUUAAAUUUACGUUGGAUAAAAAUACAUCAAUUUGCCCGUUCAAUAAGAAAUCAAAGACGGACUACAAUAAAGCAACAAUCUUGGCGUGUUUUUUUUUAAACCUGGUGGAAUGGCCUCCAAUCAUUCGCACACUAGGCGUUCGAAGCACCUUGUAAUGAUUUAGCCGCUAUAGAGUAGCACUCCAAGUCAACCCACAUUAGAAGAGCUUAAUCUUCUAAUACCGAUGAUCUCACUUCAAACUUUCAGUGCCUAUUGUUUGUAUAUAAAAUACGGUUUGUAGUUCGGCCGAGAACGUUCAGAGAUACGAUAUAAUAAGUAUAUUUUGUAAACGGUCUAGUAAUUCGACUAAUUAGGGAAGACAAAGGCCAAAUUUGCUAGAAAUUAUUUUUGUUACAAACGUAAUGUACAAUUUUGCAUGUCAUUUGCCAUGGCAACGAGAAGAUUGUUAGUAUAGAAGUGUCCAAUGUCCAUGCUUCGAUCAACCAUACAGAUGGUUGAUCAAAAUGCCCAUGUAAUGCCCUGAUGAGCUUGCUAGUUACUUUAUUACAGUGGCAUUACAAUUAUAUUUAUGACAUGACAAAACACUCAUGUCUUCGAUAAGUGUAGGUAUUUUUAUGCAAAUUUUUCUCCCUUUGUACAAAAUUAUUAUAAUCAAAAAUCUAUGAUAUCAUUGUUAUGAUUAUUAUAGUCACGGGCAACAUGACGGUAGGAAAAUAAAUUAGAUGGAGUUCAUCUGAACGGAUAUGUAUUAGGUAUAUGUGAUGCGAGACGAGAAGUACCUAUUUCCCUAUUUAUUUUCACUCCCUUUAUAUUAUGUCCAUCUUACAAGUGUAGGUUAGUAAAGAUUCAAUCCUGAACGUAAACGUUGCUAAUUGACGUGUCUGUUAACAAUGAGAUCUUUACUUAUCCCGGUAAAACAUAAGAUACUUAUAAAUAUAAUUUUAAAUACAAAUGAAUUUACAUGUCACAGUUGUAUUUCGUGUAAACUAUAUCAUAUCUCUGAAAGUGUGCACUGUUUGACUCGUCAGUAUUAGUGAAACCCUGUGGUAUUAUACAUGUAUUUAAACGUAUCUUUUUAUUUUUCGUGUAGUCUGAAUAGGAUAAGAUGAAAUAUCAAUUUCGAUGUACUUAAUAUUAUUCUAUGUGUUUGACGUCACUUUUUAUUAUAAACUGCACGCCUCACAGCGCGAUGUUUUUAUUAGUUAAAGUCUACGCAAAAAGUCUUUUCAACACUUCCCUUAAAAAGACAAUUUGUAGACUUUAACAAGUUAAAAAAUUUUACUUCAAAAAAAAAAGCUUAAAUAAGGUAUUUUUCUCAUUGCUUGCAGGCGACACAAUGCAAAUUCUAUAUAGCAUUAUCGUACAAAAACUAAUUUUAAAUUAUUAUAUUACCUAUCAUACAUUUUAACUAAUACCCUUUAUUAUAAAAAGCGUGUCAGGCGUGCACAUUUGAAGUUUCUUGAAUAUUUACAACCGAAUGUAUUAUGAAUGUAUGAAUUAAUACUCGUAUUAUUAUUUUUUAAUUAAUUGAAGUAGAUAUAAGACUGAUAUAAACUUUAUUCGUUCUUGUGCAUUAAUAUGACAAAAGUACUUCUUUUUUUUAAUUUAAGGAAUAUCGUUUGUUCGGGCUCAUGGAAUUUGAACGCUAGUGGGAAUCUCAAAUAUCCUUUGUUAGUGAAUGUCUAAUGUACCUAUUUGUGAAAAAUGUCCCCUAUUCUUGUGACUUAUUGACGCACAACCAUAUAUAUGGUCGGCGAAACCUACUUAUUUAAUAAUGUCGUAGGCAUUCGUCAGGAAAGGUUUAUAGCGACUCCCACUAUAUCGAAAACCCAGGUUUUGCCCAAUAUUCCUGUAAAAUAUUUUAAAAUGUAUUUAAUGUAACGGCACUAUUAGUUUCAAUUAUUUAUUAAUAUUGGCAGACUUCGUGUGCUAUUUUCAAUAACUAUUGUAAACUUUAACGUUAGUUGUAUGCGUGUACAACCAAAUGGAAUAUUGGUUGUUGUGGUAAUGUUAAACACUCGCUGUUGGAGAAAAAAAACCUCUUUAGAAGAGUGAUGAGAAUGAGAAUUUCCAUCAAAUACCUAUGCCAUAUGCCUAUUCUAUAUAUUCAAAAAUAUAAAAUACAUUGGACUUGUAAUUUAAUUAUAACCAGGGUUAUGAUGAAGAAAAAUAAGUCGAUUGCGCAUCUCUAUUCCCCGACAGCGGCGUUUUACAUUAAAGAAUAAACUGCAUUACAAGAUGUGAUACCUCUGUUGUAUUUCCCUGUAGAAGGAAUUGUAUGCAAGACCACAUGAGCAAAAAAUUUGGGAACGGUCUUGUCGCGACACAGAGCACAGAAAUCCCGGCACCUCCGUAUCUGUAA